AUGGGGAAUUGCUGUGCCGCACCUGUGGAUCCGGAGAGGAAGGCGAGGAAGGGCAAGAAGCCGAACCCUUUCUCCGUGGAAUACAAUAAGGAGCCUGCGCCGAAGCUGACGGUGCUCAAGGAUCCCACUGGCCAGGAUAUCGAGGCGAGGUACCAGCUCGGGCUUGAGUUGGGGCGCGGCGAGUUUGGCAUCACGUAUCUCUGCACCGAUAGGAGCAGUGGUGAGUCCUUGGCGUGCAAAUCCAUCUCUAAGAAGAAGCUGAGGACGGCUGUUGACAUUGAGGAUGUUCGCCGGGAGGUUGACAUCAUGCGGCACUUGCCGGCGCAUCCAAAUAUCGUCCGGUUAAAGGAUACUUAUGAGGAUGAUAACGCCGUGCAUUUGGUCAUGGAGUUGUGUGAGGGCGGCGAGCUUUUUGAUCGGAUUGUUGCCCGGGGCCACUACACUGAACGUGCUGCUGCCAUCGUCACCAAGACCAUCGUUGAGGUUGUUCAGAAUUGCCACAAGCAUGGAGUGAUGCAUCGGGACCUCAAACCUGAGAACUUCUUGUUUGCAAACAAGAAGGAAACUGCUGCGCUCAAGGCUAUUGAUUUUGGUUUGUCUGUGUUUUUCAAACCUGGUGAGCGCUUCACUGAGAUUGUUGGUAGUCCUUAUUACAUGGCACCAGAGGUUCUUAAACGAAAUUAUGGCCCAGAAGUCGAUGUAUGGAGUGCUGGAGUUAUCUUGUACAUUCUACUAUGCGGUGUUCCGCCAUUUUGGGCAGAGACUGAACAGGGAGUUGCGCAAGCAAUUAUUCGCUCUGUUAUAGAUUUCAAAAGAGAUCCAUGGCCUAAAGUGUCUGAUAAUGCUAAGGACCUUGUUAAAAGAAUGCUUGAUCCAGAUCCCAAACGAAGGUUAACUGCUCAAGAAGUACUUGAUCAUCCUUGGUUGCAAAAUGCUAAAAAGGCUCCAAAUGUUUCUCUUGGUGAGACUGUUAAAGCGAGACUGCAGCAAUUCUCUGUUAUGAAUAAGUUCAAAAAACGAGCUCUCAGGGUGGUUGCUGAGCAUUUAUCUGCGGAAGAAGCGGCAGGUAUAAAGGAAAUGUUUCAGUCAAUGGACAUAAACAACACCGGAAGGCUAACGCUCGAAGAGUUGAAAUAUGGUUUGCAUAAGCUUGGGCACCAGAUUGCAGAUGCCGAUGCUAAGAUAUUAAUGGACGCUGCUGAUGUUGAUGGCAAUGGGACAUUGGACUACGGAGAAUUUGUCGCCGUAUCAAUUCAUCUUAGAAAGAUAGGGAAUGACGAGCACCUACACAAAGCUUUUUCAUACUUUGACCGGGACAAGAGUGGGUACAUCGAAAUUGAAGAGCUUAGGGAAUGUUUAGCUGAUGAUCUGGAAGCUAAUCAUGAGGAAGUCAUCAACGCCAUUAUCCGUGAUGUUGAUACCGACAAGGACGGAAAAAUCAGUUACGAUGAGUUUGCAGCAAUGAUGAAGGCAGGAACAGAUUGGCGAAAGGCUUCGAGACAGUACUCUCGCGAACGGUUCAACAACCUCAGCUUGAAGCUGAUGAAGGACGGAUCGUUGCAGCUACAGAAUGAAGGCAGAUGAGAAGACAAACCAAUGCCGGUUAUUUUUCCUUUCGUUUUGGUUUAUUCUUUCGGAAGUGUCUCAAUUCUUUCCUGCUCGCUUCGGUUUUCAUGUUCCGUCGAUCAGCUCAUGUCGUAUAAUGAGAAAAAGAGAAGGCGAUGGAUUGCUGUCAAGCUUUUGGCUGUAUAUAUUCGAUGUCGGCUUAGUGUUAGAAGAAACCUUGCCGGAAGUUAUCAUUUGUUUGUUGUUGAAAGUCUCAUUUGUAGUACUUGUUUGCUUUGAAGCAAUAUAUGUUCAUAGGUUUGAUUGCCUUUCACCAUCAAAACUGUGCUGGUGUGAACA
Messenger RNA from Dioscorea cayenensis subsp. rotundata (Guinea yam), 1905 nucleotides. Its product is annotated as calcium-dependent protein kinase 20-like. Gene Ontology annotation, biological process: protein autophosphorylation; intracellular signal transduction; peptidyl-serine phosphorylation. Bases 1 to 1584 code for a protein of 527 amino acids. Gene Ontology annotation, cellular component: cytoplasm; nucleus. Gene Ontology annotation, molecular function: calcium/calmodulin-dependent protein kinase activity; calmodulin binding; calcium-dependent protein serine/threonine kinase activity. The record is from RefSeq and is a predicted model, not a curated record. The transcript is spliced from 8 exons. Lineage: Eukaryota; Viridiplantae; Streptophyta; Magnoliopsida; Dioscoreales; Dioscoreaceae.